AGUGGACCUGUGAAUUAACAGAGCGGAGCCCGAGCUAGUUCUCCAUUCUCGACUCAAAGGAGAGAGAGAGAGAGAUAGAGAUUGAAAGAGCCGUUCCUUUCUUUUAUCAGCAAGAAAAUUUGAGUAUUUUUCUUCCAUCAUAGAGAAAGAGAGAGAGAAUUGUAAGGUAUCGGCAGGAAAAUUUCUGGGUUUUUCCUAGAAAUUUGGUUGCUCUAUUGUGUGUGUGUGUGUGCGUGAGUACUGUGAGUGGGGGUGCGGGGAGGUGGUGGGGAUCAGAAGAUCUGAGAUCGAUGGCAACGUUUGCAGGAACAACCCAGAAGUGUAAAGCUUGUGAGAAGACUGUGUACUUGGUGGAUCAGCUUGCGGCUGAUGGAAAGCUCUAUCACAAGGCCUGCUUCAGAUGUCACCACUGCAAGGGCACCCUCAAGCUCAGUAACUAUUCCUCCUUUGAGGGUGUAUUAUAUUGCAAGCCUCACUUUGACCAGCUAUUUAAGAUGACUGGCAGCUUGGAUAAAAGCUUUGAAGGCACUCCAAAAACUGUUAGGGUUGACAGAUCUGCUGAUCAGGGGCAAAACAACAGCAGAGUUUCAAGUUUGUUUGCUGGAACGCAAGACAAGUGUGUUGCUUGCAAGAAAACUGUUUACCCAAUUGAAAAGGUGGCAGUUGAUGGCACUUCAUACCAUAAGGCUUGUUUCCGGUGUUCUCAUGGUGGGUGUGUGAUCAGCCCAUCAAACUAUGUUGCUCAUGAGCACCGACUCUAUUGCAAGCACCAUCACACCCAGCUAUUCAGGCAGAAGGGGAACUUCAGCCAGCUUGAUAAGCAUGAACAAUCCAAAGGGGUGACUGAGAACACAGUGGCCGAGUGACACCAUGGAAGUCGUUAUUAUGCCAUGGCAUAAGAUCACACUGGGAACUGGGUUUUCUGAGAGUUUGAUGCAACUAAUAAAUGUAUAUGGUGUUUUUAUACAAAUAUUGUCGAGGAAUCUUGAGUAUAGGAGUCUCAUUUUUCUGCUAUUUUUUUUUUUUCUUUUUCUUUGGAGUGUGAGCUUGAAUAAAGUAGUUAGUGAGCUUUGAUUCAGAGUCUUAUUCUCUUCGUAUAAAGAAGUUUGUUCCCUGGACUGAGUUGGGUCCUUUAUUUUUGGGUGGUGAAGGUGAUGUUUCUAUUUUUCUCUUUACUGAAUUGAACUUAUGAACCAAUUUUGAUGAUUCUUAGAUUUCAUUGUGCUCAA
Messenger RNA from Malania oleifera, 1229 nucleotides. RefSeq names its product LIM domain-containing protein WLIM1-like. Gene Ontology annotation, molecular function: actin filament binding. Gene Ontology annotation, biological process: actin filament bundle assembly. NCBI's taxonomy places the organism in Eukaryota, Viridiplantae, Streptophyta, Magnoliopsida, Santalales, Ximeniaceae. The transcript has 5 exons. The coding region runs from base 291 to 866 and encodes 191 amino acids. The record is from RefSeq and is a predicted model, not a curated record. Gene Ontology annotation, cellular component: actin cytoskeleton; plasma membrane.